This is a messenger RNA of Bursaphelenchus okinawaensis, 7651 nucleotides long. NCBI's taxonomy places the organism in Eukaryota, Metazoa, Nematoda, Chromadorea, Rhabditida, Aphelenchoididae. The record is from the annotation of a GenBank genome assembly.
AUGCCCCGUGUGCCAACCCUCCGCCAGAGCCGAAUCCAACGCCGACCCAAACUCUUGGCCAACGAUGACUUUCUCAACAACAAUAGGGGCUCUCGCAAAUCACACGCUACAUUGGAGCCGGUCGAUUCGAAAGUCGACCGCGAAGAGAUCAGAUCGGUCUUGGUCAGACAUUGGACUGGACUAGACCGGGCACGGCUUCACACUUUCCACUUAUGGCUCUUAUUUUAUGCACUGGCUCAGAUAUUCCUAUUCCAUUACUUGUGUCAUCGGGUAGGUAUUAUACAACGUAGUAGAUGAGUCGUAUUUUACAAUUUUAUCUUUAAUUUAAACCUUUAUAAAUUGGUAAUUUUAGGUCUGGUCCAUCAUAUACUUUGUAUUUUGCCUUAUCUUUCCAGUAUUUAUAUUAGUUAGUUUUGCCUUGAUCAGGUACGGCGAUGAAGUAGAUGCUACAAACAAUAGAAACUCACCAGAGUUACAGCAAAGUAGAUUCACGUUAGUUACAUUGUCCAUGAUUUCGUCCGUGGCAUUACCUGUGUUUUUAUGGCUAACUCAUUUGCCGUUGAUUUCCGAGGUAAUAACUGUUAAAAAAAAUUAAAUUUUUAUUACCAUUUUUGUAUUUUAUUAAUUACUUCAUCUUGCAUUAAAACGUGUUCAUUUUAGCUACAAAUCAAGCAAGAACGAGUAGCCGAGCUUUCCUCGUUAUGUUCGUCGCUAGCCAUUUCAACCUUCUACCAGUUCUUCGUUCUUCCUCGACAUCGUCGUAUCUUCCUCUCAAUAUCCAUCCUGUUCAACUUUGCCAAUAUCUUUCUUGUAGCUUUAGUACUAUACGAGUAUUCAUCUAAAAUUGCCUUAAGGGAAUCUCCACUAUACACGGUCAUUCCAUUGUUUUGUUAUCAGAUGGCCGUGACAUUCGCUGGCAUGGUAUGUGAAGCUAACGGAGCCUACAGUCGAGCUACAAUAGCGCAGAAGCUCGGCGACGCUGUGAAACGAAGAACAGAAUUGGAAACGUUGAAAAGUCGACAAGAUCAGCUCUUGUUGAGUGUUAUACCAGCUUAUUUGACGGAUAAAGUAGGUAUCAAUCACAAAAUCAGUAAAUAAUAUUAACCUUAACGUUGAUUAUAGUUUGUUUGAAUAUUAAAAGAUUAUUACUUACCUCCGGCCCUAUAAUAACAAUGUUGUUUUAGGUGAGCCAGUCCAUAAUAGCAACAAGCCAAACAGAUUUGGCCAAAAUGCCAACAAAACAUCACAAAUUGUUUCACGAAUUGCACGUACAAGUCCACGACAAUGUUAGUAUUUUGUUUGCAGAUAUUGUCAACUUUACUGUGCUCGCGGGUCAAUUGAGCGCCAAAGAUUUGGUUAGGACUUUGAAUGAAUUAUACAGCAAAUUCGAUGAAGACGCUCAAGUAAGUCUGAAAAACAACAAAGAAUAUGUAUUUGGAACAAAAUUAAAUCAUUAAAUUUUAAAAUCCUUUGUGGGUAUUCAUGGUUGUUUUGAAGCAAAGAAAAUGCGUCCUUGAAAUUUCCUUUUUUUGAAGCGCGGACGCAGGCUGCGAAAUGUUCCUAAUUUGUUAAAUAUACCAAACCCAUUUCAAUUUUAUAUAACGUCAACAAAGGGUAAUUAUAAUAUGAAUUUAAAAAGUUAAAUUACAGUUUUAAGCUGACUUUUCAACAAAAAAAAAUUAAAGACUAAAAUCGCACUUUUUUGCGAUACUAUUAUGUUUAAUGUUAAACUAGACUUACCCUUAUAUCAUCGAAUAGAAUGCCGUUUAAUGUCGUUUGUGAUAUAAAUAUUAUCUUUUUUAACAACUACAACGUUAAAAAAUGUAAAAAAGUUAAUAUUAUACUUUUAGAACCACUUGAAGUUAGCUUAUUUCAAAUUGAAAACUUUAAAAAUGUACAAAAUACCGUAUUUUCGUACUUAAUUGUACAUAACUUUAAACGUGACCAUCCAAUUGUAACCAAACUUAAAAUACAUAAACUAGGAAGAAAUUGCUUACAUAUAAAUGUAAAAAAUUAAAAAUCGAAUCGUCGGAACGUAGUCGUUUAUUGCAUUAUACUGCGGCGCCUCCUAUAAAUCGGCUCGAAUAGUAUUUUUGUACUUAAUUGUACAUAACUUUAAACGUGACCAUCCAAUUGUAACCAAACUUGAAAUAUAUGAACUAAGAAGAAAUAGCUUACAUAUAAACAAAAAAAAUUAAAAAUCGAAUGGUCGGAACGUAGUCGUUUAAUGCAUUAUACUGCGGCGCCUCCUAUAAAUCGGCUCGAAUAGUAUUUUUGUACUUAAAGGACCAGUUCGCCCAUUCAAAUAUCAUUGGCAAUCUGUCGCAAAAAUUCGACGUUCAUUUUUUUGGCAAAAAAUCUGAGCAGGUCUGUCCCAAAUUGGAAAAUUCAUUUCAACACCGACCCACUCACGUUUUUUGAGAAAAAUGAUUUUGAUUGAAAUUGCCUGAUUUUCGACGCUUUUUGCGACAGAAUGCCAAUGAUAUUUGAAUGGGCGAACUGGUCCUUUAAUCGUACAUAACUUUAAUUUACAGGGAACUUGUAAAUUAAGUUUAUAAAGCUAAUAACAAGUGAAAUUAACUGCUCUAUAUCUACCCGGCUUCACCCCUGAUUUUUUUAGCCCUACCCAAUCUCACUCUCACCUAUUUUAGCUCUACCCGAUCUCACCCUUGACCCUUUGCCAUACCCGACCUCGUCCCUGACCUUUUCAGCCCUACCCAACCCUACUUCUGACCUUUUUAGCUUUAUCCAAGUCUACCUCACCUUACCCUACUAUACUAUACCAUACCAUAACUUAUCCUAUCUACCAUACCAAACCCUACAAUACCCCACCAGAUUAUAACAUACCAUACUUUAUUAUAGCCUACUAUGCCAUAUGACUAUAUUAUACCAUUUACUUGCUUUAUUUACCUACUCUACCCUACCCAUGGGUAGCACACAGUAGUGUUGUAUAAGAUUGGGUAAGGUAAGAUAUGAUACAGCAUGCUAUGGUAGGAUAUGGUAUUGUAUGGUAGGGUAUUGUAGCGUUUGGUAUGAUAGAUAGGAUAGGGUAUGGUAGGGUAUGGCAUGUUAGGUACAAUAUGGUACGGUAGGAUCGGGCAGGGCUAAAGGGUCAGAGGGUAGGGUUGGAUAAAGCUAUAAAGGUCAGGGGUUGAGUAGGGCUAAUAGGGUUAGGGAUGAGGUCGGGUAAAGCUAAAAUUUUCAAAAGUGAAGUGGAGUAGGUAACACUACUUGUUAGAAAAUCAAUAAUUUUAAACUGGUUUUUAUUUUUUUUUCAAAAAAAUGAAAAAAAAAUUUUCACCGCGCAUUUACAGGGCAUUACCGGGCACGAAGCAAGCCCUGCCCGGCCCUGUAACUGAUCGCGAAAAUGGCCCUACGUCCAAGCCUGACCCUGCAUCCUUCGUUUAACAGACGAAUGCUCUACCUAUUAAGCUACCGGGGCUCCUUCUUUCAAAGCCUUAAUCUCGAUCAGUUUUUAUCUAUCCCAGAUGCUAUUGUUUUAUCCGAAUAUUUAAUCGGAAUAUUCGACAAUAACUUGUGUAGCAAAAUUUACGUAUUUAUUUAAUUUAUAAGAAACAUUCUUUUUAUCGGGUCAAUUGUUUCUGUCUGCUGUUUUUCUCUCGUAUAAGCUACUUUCGCAAACUGCGUUGAAAUCUUUUCGGAGACCUCGAAAGGACGCGAUGGAACAACCGUGUAUUGUAAUACUUUACAAAAAAUUGUUUUCUGAGGCCGUGCCUCGCGCCCACAACAAAAUUUCCUUGUUUUCCGCAGGCUGCAAGGCUAUUUUUGUUUUUUUUUGCGUAUUUCUGUAGCUUGAUCGGGGUAUAAUCUAUUGUAACAUCUUUUUUAUAUUUGUGAUAAUAACAGCUGUGUUUCAGAAGCUACAAUGUAUGAGGAUAAAGUUCUUGGGAGAUUGCUAUUAUUGUGUCAGUGGAAUGCCAGUUAAUCGACCAAAUCACGCUGAUAUGAGUGUUUUGAUGGGUUUGGAGAUGAUAAAAACUAUAAAGUAAGUGCUUUUAAUAUAAUUAUAUAUUUUAAUGGCUUUCUAGUAAUAUAUUUCAGUAGUUUUGGUUCAAAAAGUUUAAAUAGGUAUUGAUAAACUGGAAAUAUUACGGUCUAUUUGUAGACAAGUUCGAGUGGCUACUGGAGUCAACGUAGACAUGCGAAUAGGAGUACAUACAGGCUCAGUACUAUGUGGUAUCUUGGGUCUGAAGAAGUGGCAGUUUGACAUCUGGUCGGACGACGUUACCUUUGCCAAUCAGAUGGAGACAGCUGGUAUGCCUGGUCGAGUUCAUAUCACUAAAAAGACAAAAGAUAUGCUGAUUGGAGACUAUAGGAUUGUGGAAGCAAAGUAAGUGCCUAAUUUUACUGAUUAAUGUGGUUUGUAGUUCUGAAGAUGCGACGAUAAAACAAUAUGGUCAACCCACGUAUCAUAUUCUGCCUGAUAAGACAACUUUGCACGAACGAACAGCUUCUAUCUACAGGAACAAGUAAGACAUUGUUAUGGCUUAUUUAUACGUUUAUAUUAUUGCCUUAAUAAUAAUUUUUUAGAUUUAAAAAGUCAGGUAUGGACUUUGGAGAGAAUUUAGGAGUAACGAGGAAUGCUUCUAAUCGAGUGUCAGUUAAGGCCAAGAUGUCGAAAAUGGCUGAAUUUUGGGGCGCUGAAACACCGUUUGCCAAUCUGGGCAGAGAAACUGAAAAGUUUGAGAAUGGGGUAAGUGUAAAAUACGUCGACCUUAGUUAAGUUAUUGAUCUUCAGGACUAAUUAUGUUGCUUAAAUUUAAAGCUUAAGUUUUAUAGGUUUAAAAUUAUUAGGUGGUUCAUAUAAUUAUGUGCCCCAAACCCCGACAAUGUGCUUUGAGGGCACAGAAUUAUUUGAACAACCUAUUGAAACACAUUUUAAAUGUAGGUUAUUGUGGUAUGACAUUAAUCGAGCUUUUUGUAGAACACACGACGAGCCAACUACGGAAACACGAUCCAAAGUAUGACGCUGAUAGAGAACAACUUGAAUAACAUCAAUAAUACAAGGUAGGAGUAAAAGUACAUCUAAACUGUGGUUUUAGUCUGAAGAGUAUGUUCAACUGUACGACUGGUGCUUACAAGAUCUCAAAGUUUUUAUUGUUUCCGUUUUGGUAAGUAAAUUACACUAAAUUUUAUUUUUUAAUUGAAAGCUUUUUUGUAAUGUAAAAUGCGUUCUUCGAUACGUAUAUAUUAUGAAAAAUAAAAUUUUUAGGCGCUUUCCAACAUCACUACAUCUCUCUGAAUGUCGUAUCUUAUUUCUAUUAUCAAUUCCAAUAUCGAUUGCCAAUUACUUUUUGGUUUUGUGCAAUGUUCCGUAAGUUAUGUUCAAUUUACUGUAGGUUUCUUAUAUUUAUAUGUAGUAGGAAGUUACUCUAGGGUUCAUGGAAAUGUAUGUGCUGUAAUUUCAAAGACUUCAGACUCUAAUUUCAAAUUUUUUUCAGUUAUUUUCUUCAGUAUAACUCGUUAACCUUAACCCAUUUUUAAAAUGUAAUUUUAGAUAUAAAGUGCAGCACGUUUUGAACUAUCAGAUAUUAUUGUGCAUGGUACUAUUGUUCUUAGUAUGUUUAAUUGAAAAAUUUUGGAGAACGGGUAAAAUAUUUUUAAUUUUGGUAAGCUACGCGGCUUCGGUGUUCUUGGCCAUAGGACAGCAUGUAAGUAUUUCUACAUUUUGUUGUAAAUGUUUAGGUUUUUGUUUACUGUAUUAUCCGCAUAGUAAUUAUAUUAUGAUAUGUUAUGCUUUAGGCUGUUUUGUCAUUUUUGUCUGUUGUGCAAUCUCAUGUUCCAGUAUUUGCCAUUAUAUGGUUACCUUGUAAGUUAAACCUUAUUUUACAAAAUAAAUUUUAAUUUUUGUAUUAUAUACAUAUUACAUUGUUAGCUAUUAGUUUGCUCGUUACUAAUGAAAGGGAUAUAAAAUUUAUAGACCUUUUAUAACAGUUUAAUGAUAUGUAAUUUCAGCCAGUAUAUGUCAUAUGUGUGUUAUAUUCGGCCUGUAUCGACUACCAUAUCCUUUCCGCUGUUUCUUAGCAUCAGUCGAUUGCGCAUUAUUCUUAUUGGUACUGACCUUGUUCUCAACAUCGAAUGUGUCAGAAUCAGCACCGAUUAUCAGUUGUCAACUCACUAUCAUAUUGGUUAACAUCAUCGCACUGUUUCUGUUGUUACUGUUUGUUGCAUGGAUUGUAAGUUACAUUAAUAAUAGGUGUAGCAUAUUCAUUAUUUUAAUAUUGUAAUAGUGUUUUGUUAGGUACUAGGUUGUUCAAUUAGUUCUGGACCUUCUUUCAAAGCAAAUUGUGGUUAGGGGGCGCAGGAUUAUUUGAACAACUAUAAUGUUUUUUAUCAUAAAAAUAGUCGUUUUUCGUUUAACAUUAAUUUUCAGACGGAAUACGAAAGAAAAGUGGAAGCUGCAUGUAAUGUGGCCUUCAAAAACGAGGAGAAAGAUGUCCAAACAAUGCAGGACAUCAACAAUCUUCUUAUCGAAAACAUCUUGCCAAGGAGUGUGGCCGCCAAGUUCUUGGCGCCUGACAGAAACACUGAUGUAAGUAAUGGAACGUUAAAUCACAUUUUUAAAUAAAAUUUACAGUUUAUAAGGUUAAGACUUUGUUUUAAAAACUGUUGGACUGGGCUCUUUCUUUUGUUUCUUGCUUUAGGCUUUUCUUGAUCAAAUUUUGCAUUUGUCAUAGAUAAUAAAAGAAUUAUUGAACUGUUAUUGUCAUAGUAGCGGAUAUAAAUUAACUCGAGUAUUGAACUUUUAUUUUAGGAAUUAUACGCGAGAGAUCACAACUAUGUAUGCGUAAUGUUCGCCAGUAUCCCUAACUUCAAAGAGUACUGGAGUGAGUGCGAUUCGAACAGAAAGUUGGAAUGCUUGAGGGUUUUGAACGAGAUAACUUGUGAAUUCGAUAAGGUAAGAUAAGUUGCUAUUUGGUUAUGAAAAAGAUAAGUUUUUACAUAUAGUAACAUAUAAGAACUAACGAUUGCUGUCAAAAUUAUUUUAGUGAAACAUCAUAAUUAUCAUAUAUUUUAGCUACUAUCCAAACCCAAGUUCUCAUGCAUAGACAAGAUCAAGACAGUAGCGUCCACUUAUAUGGCUGGUGCCGGACUGAGUGAUCACGAGACUGAUGACAAAGGGCAUCGAUCAGCCACUGUAAUGAUAGAGUUUGCGAUGGCGAUGCAUCAAUGUCUCGAACUUCUGAAUGCUGAUGCCUUCCAGACAUUUGAGUUGAGGAUUGGAAUGUCAUUGGGACCAUUAGUGGCUGGUGUUAUUGGAGCACAGAAGCCACAGUACGACAUCUGGGGGAAUACGGUAAACAUGGCGAGUAGGAUGGAUUCGCAUGGAGUUGUGAGGCAUAUUCAUGUAGGUUUAAGGCUUUUUUGGGGGAUUAGAUAUUGUAGGGGAUCAAAGUCUUGUGCAAAACGAGGGAAAAUUUAGAACUUAAAACGAGUGUCUGUUUGCUUGUAGAUGACUGGUGAAAUGGCAGCAGCACUACCUAAGAACCAAUACCGAGUACAAAGUAGAGGACUGAUACGAGUCAAAGGUGUAAAACAUGAAAUGGAGACUUUUUUGUUACCUCUGGCGACCAAAAGGAAUAGUGGUUUUACCGGUACUACUAUCAAUCAGCCGCUUUUAAAGUUUUAG